Molecule: messenger RNA, 1095 nt
Organism: Odocoileus virginianus texanus
Lineage: Eukaryota; Metazoa; Chordata; Mammalia; Artiodactyla; Cervidae
Source: RefSeq, a predicted model, not a curated record
UCAAACCUCCCAGAGAGAGGCUCCUGCCUCCAGCCCGAGCCCCUCCCACCCUUCGAACCUCAGAGGGACAAAUUUCCAUCCCAGUCUCAGAGAAAUGAAAGCAAGGACAACCUGAGGAGUGAGGCAGGAGAGGCCACCCCCAUGGACAUGGCCGAUUCCUUCUCCCCUCACUCCGUGAGGAAACCCCUGGCAUCCUUGGGAGGCAGAGACCCGACCCCAGUCCUAGACACAGACCACCUCAGCAAGAAUACAGUCCCCAAGGCCACCGCCGGGGGCGCCAAGGGAAAGGCGCCUAAGAAGGUCAUCGCUAAGAGGGUCCUAGGCUCUGUCGUGUGGUUUACGGAGAAGAAUGGGUAUGGCUUCAUCAGCAGGCACGAUACCCAAGAAGAUGUGUUUGUUCACCAUACAGCCAUCAUCCUGAAAAACUCCCAUAAGUACCAAAGCAGCAUGGACAACGGUGAGACGGUGGAGUUCUACGUGGUGCAGGGAGAGCGGGGCACUGAGGCCGCUAACGUGACCGGACCAGCAGGCGCGCCACUGAAGGGAAGCUGCUACACUGCCCACUGCACCAACAUCCGCCAGGGCUUCAGCAUCCACCGCCAUGCACUGCCCCCACGAGGUCCCAAGAGCGCGGAGGGAGAGGCUGAUGAACGCAAGGGCAGCAGCGAAGGCUUCACCUCCAACUGGCAGCCUGAGUCCACCCCCACCACAAGACAGGAGGGGCAUCCUCAGCGGGGUCAGGGCCACAGCUACCUGCUGAGUUGCCCUAGGGGCCGAGGCACCACUCAUGGUCCAAGACACUCACCAGGCAUCUCGGAGGAGCUGGAGGCAGAGCACAGCGAGAGUGGGCAUGAAGCCAGCAGCAAUUUGCCACAGAGGCCCCCUCCAAGCUAUGGAUCCUGCCGUCCCAAUAACCCAUGCCACUGCCAGCAGCAAGUGCCUGACGCCCAGGGACAGGAUUCCGACGGAGGAGAGGGCAAUAUCAGGAAGAGCCCCACGGAAACACCUGCUUCUGUCGCGGUAGCCAAGAAGAACGAUAACCCUGAGAAGGAAAAUCCCUUAGUCAUGGAUGCGCCCUCUGCCGCCCAGGCCUAG